AUGAGACUAAGAGAAAGAUCGCAGAAAAAUGGAGAUACAGGCAACCUGGCAGUGAUGGUAGUGUUGAUGAGUACCAGGUUCACCAUGACGGUGUCUAAGUUCCUCAUGUGUAACCUGGCUGUGGCGGACCUGUGCAUGGGGCUCUACCUCCUCAUCAUUGCUGCUAUGGACCUUCACACCAUUGGUGUCUACUUCAACUAUGCUAUCACCUGGCAGAACGGUCCCGGCUGCAAAGUAGCGGGGUUCUUAACUGUGUUCGCCUCUGAGCUGUCGAUCCUGACGCUGACAGUGAUCACGCUGGAGCGCUGGUACGCCAUCACCUACGCCAUCCACCUUAACAAAAGGCUACGCUUGCCAGUUGCCCUGAAAGUGAUGGUCCUCGCCUGGCUCUACGCGCUCACUAUGGCAACCCUCCCUCUUCUGGGCGUCUCUGGCUACUCCAAGACUAGCAUUUGCCUGCCUAUGGAGGCGAUGGAUGGAGGCGACCAGGCCUACUUACUGAUCCUGCUCAUAACGAACGGCCUUGCCUUCAUCCUCAUCUGCGUCUGCUAUGCCAAGAUGUAUUGUUCCAUCGCUGGCAACAACCUGGCAGCCAACACCUCGGACACCACAGUGGCCAAGCGCAUGGCCCUCUUGGUCUUCACAGACUUUGCCUGCUGGGCCCCAAUAGCCUUCUUCGGGCUGACGGCGGUGUCGGGUUACCCACUUAUUAGUGUAACUCACGCAAAGUUCUUGCUGGUUUUCUUUUAUCCUCUCAAUUCCUGUGCGAACCCCUAUCUGUACGCUAUUCUCACUAAGCAGUACCGCCGAGACCUCUUCAUCCUGCUGGCUCGUCAUGGCUUCUGCACAAAGCGAGCUAUGAAGUACAAGGGCGGCUACUCCACUAACACCUUGCUCAACCUCCACAACGUGUGUGUGAGUGGUGGGACGGGAGGGGGCAGCGGAGGCCCAAGUCGACGCAUCUCCACACUCACUCAGAUCACAACCUGUGGCGAUUGGCGGAGCCGCGUGAGGGAUGGUUCAGAGGAGAGUCUGGGCCGCCAGUGCUCGCCCAGCCGACCUAGGAGCAUCUCAGCGGAAUUAACAGUCUCAGCUCCUAUGACGAUUGGCUUAACUGACCGUCGACUCUCCGACGUUGGUCGACGUCUGCAGCCCGUAGCAGAGGCCAGGGAUGGGCGAGCGCCCAAUAAACUCUGCAGCCUGGCACCUAACUCCGGCUCGCCUCAUCCAAUUAAAAACUGCUACGCCCGUAUGAGCUUCACGCCUGAGCAAGAGGCUCUGCUUCUGAGCUACGCAUCAGACAAACAAACUAAUAACUCCUGGCAGAACACCGGUCGUGCUGACGGAGGCGAGGCCCUCCCCAUGUCCAGCUACACGCCCACCACUCCUGACACCAUCUCCACGCCCAUAUCACCUCAGCUUGACCACUCCGUAUAAAGGUCACUCUUGCUCUGAACUGGUGACCAUUUGAAGCGUCUGGUGAUAUGCCUUCCACCGCUCCUAUUGACAGUUGCAGCCCUUCCACCGCUCCUAUUGACAGUUGCAGCUGAUUGAUUGAUGAAGAUUAAGCCACCCAAGAGGUGGCACGGGCAUGAAU
Procambarus clarkii (red swamp crayfish) is the source of this 1597-nucleotide messenger RNA. NCBI's taxonomy places the organism in Eukaryota, Metazoa, Arthropoda, Malacostraca, Decapoda, Cambaridae. The record is from RefSeq and is a predicted model, not a curated record.